Messenger RNA from Cloeon dipterum, 1508 nucleotides. RefSeq names its product CD209 antigen-like. The coding region runs from base 1 to 1437 and encodes 478 amino acids. Lineage: Eukaryota; Metazoa; Arthropoda; Insecta; Ephemeroptera; Baetidae. The record is from RefSeq and is a predicted model, not a curated record. The transcript has 12 exons. Gene Ontology annotation, molecular function: signaling receptor activity.
AUGGAGGCGAGACGCUCGCUGCUGCUCAUCCUUCUGGUGGCCGCCGACGGCCUCCGUGCCAUUAACGUCUGCCCACCUGGCGGUGACCAGUGCUCCGUCAAUACCGAAUUCCUCAAGGCUGAAAUCGAAAAGGCGACUGAAGAGUACAAGUUGGCUCUAGAGCAGAAAGUGAACGAAAUUGCGAAGAUACUACGACACAUAGCAGGCGAUGCACACCCUAAAACAGACUCCGACUCAGAGAAGGAGCAGGUUGAAGGUUUGAGAAGCGAAUGCUCAGUAGCUGAGAUUAGCAACAAACUGUCGGCGUUUGAAAACGAGCUCUCUUCCGCAUUGAAGGAGCUACCCAAUCGCAUCUCCAAGUUUGACAGCAAGUUUGAGCUGACCAUGAAGAAGUUCGAGCAGGACAAAGCAUCUACGAUCAAUUUUCUAGACACGAGACUAACCGAGAUAAAGAGCAGUAUCUUAGGUGACGUCUACGCUAAACUGACCGAUAUGAUUCAAGUCAAUGAAAGGCUGAGUAUGGCCCAAGAUCAGCGCAUCGAUGGUCUGGAAACUAGAAUAACUUCAAAGCUGGAGCCACUGGUGAUUGACAUUGAGCGAAAGCUGAGCGUUUUCUCUGAAAAGGUGGAAAAGAUGGAAGAAAAGAAACUCCUGGCUCGCGACAUCCAGAAACACAGUUUUGAAGAAAUGUUCCACUCCCUAAACUCGAGUGUAAUGUUCGAAAUGAACCAGCGUUUCACGCGAGCUGAUGAAAAAUUGACCGAGCUGGACAAGCACCGCGAGGACACGAUCGAGAAUUUGAACAAAACUAUAACGGAUCUUGUGAAGCCGCUUGCGCAGGACGUGAGAGAAAGCUCGCUGCGCAUAGGCAAACAGAUCGAGCAGUUGAAAAACGAGUCGCAAGUAAGAGGUCAAGAAAUGACCAAUUUCCUAAGCAGGGCGGCCGAUUCCCUUAAAAAGGUGUUUCUUCUUCUAAAUAAAAUUGAAAUCAAAUUGCUCUCUGAUUGCUCCAAAGCAAGUCGCCUCACUCUGACGACCCUUCCAUCCGGUCAGUACUACUUCAGUACAGUCGAGACUGACUGGUACAAGGCAAAGGCAUUCUGCGACCGAUUCGGCAUGCAGUUGGCCAGCAUAGAGACGGAGGAGGAGAGGAAAACCUUAUUUGCAUCAGCCCCCAUUAAAAACAAUUACUACUGGUUGUCUGGCAGCGACAUCGGACACAUUCCUGGCCAUUUUUACUGGUCGACGGGCCACCGCGUGGACGACACGUGGUGGUCGAGCGGACAACCGAACGACUUUGGCGAAUCGAAGGAAACGUGCAUUGAACUGCACACCAACGGCGGCCGCCUCAUUGACUAUAAGUGCAACGACGACGAUUACUUCAUUUGCGAAGUCAGUCCCGACUGCAAGUACUUCAACAAUUUAGUCCAGCAGUGAAGCACACCCAGCCUGCCCAGUGCCGUCCGCGCAAAGCUAUUUCCUGUAGCAUUUAAUAUUGAGAGAUGUAA